UUGAAUUCUAUAUACAAAAUAUAUGUAUAUAUGUCGUAAUUAAAAUAUCAAAAAUAAAUAUCCGGAGAAUAACUAGGAUACAACUUGGAUAAAACCAUGUACCUAGCCCAGGACAAUGUAGUGCAGUGUACACUGUACAGUGUAACACAUAUCCAAAUCACGACAGGAGGUUCCACGAAACGAGGCAAAUGCGCGAGAACGAACACGCAUGCGCGUUCUUAGCAAAGCAUUUGGAAGACUUAAACUCACUUUACCCUGGGUGCCACCUGAUACUAAAUUAAGUAAACUGGAUACUCUAAGGCUAGCAAUGAGCUAUAUUGCUCAUCUGAAGAGAACUCUUGAAGACCCGGAUGACCAAGAGCAAGGCUGUAAACAAACUAAAUACUGGCCUCAUGUCGGUGUUAGAUCGUCCUCUCCUACUCCCUACCCCUCCCCUGCUCCCUACCCCUCCCCUACUCACUACCCCUCCCCUACUCCCUACCCCUCCCCUCCUACCCUAAGGAGUGGAUCCUUUCACUCCCCAGCGUGCAGGGAGGAGUCCAACUACUCCACCCAUCCGCUCCCUGAUUCAUCGCUCCAGGGAGAAAAGGAACCGUCUUUCAAAUUAAAUCUUAUUCAGGACUGCAGUGAUCUGUCCUAUCCUCGGUUGUCCUACCGUUGUGUUACUAGCUGUGGAACAGCAGACAGCUCUACAGUAGACAACUGUUCAGCAGACAGCGCUGUUACAUUCAUCAACAGUACACAGCUGAGACAGUUCAAGGAUAUUUUCUCGUCUGUUCAAAACGAAGAAGAAGAAGAAGAAAAUGUUGAAAAAGAAAUAUUUAAAGAUGGAUUAUGUUUUUAGAAUAUAAAAGGGUCUAUUAACGGAAUUUCAAGUGACAAUUUCAAAGUUGUUGGUUCGAUUCACAACGGUAUCUUUUAUACCUUGAUCUGAGAAACAGUUGAGCUGAAGACAUCGUCGUUUCCUAGCUUUAAACGUUUCUUAUCUUAAACUUUUCCUAUCUUUAAACCUUUUCUAUCUUUAAACGUUUCCUAUCUUUUAACGUUUCCUAUCUUUAAACGUUUCCUAUCUUUAAACGUUUCCUAUCUUAAAACGUUUCCUAUCUUUAAGCCUUUUCUAUCUUUAAAUGUUUCCUAUCUUUAAACGUUUCCUAUCUUUAAGCGUUUCUUAUCUUUUAACAUUUCCUAUCUUUAAGCGUUUCCUAUCUUUAAACAUUUCUUAUCUGUAAACGCUUUAAACAUGUUCUAUCUUUAAACGUUUCCCAUCUUUAAACGUUUUCUAUCUUUAAGCCUUUCCUAUCUUUAAACAUUUCCUAUCUUUAAAUGUUUCCUAUCUUUAAACGUUUCCUUUCUUUAAACGUUUCCUAUCUUUAAACGCUUCCUAUCUUUAAACGUUUCCUAUCUUUAAACGUUUCCUAUCUUUAAACGCUUCCUAUCUUUAAACGUGUCCUAUCUUUAAACGUUUCCUUUCUUUAAAUGUUUCCUAUCUUUAAACGUUUUCUAUCUGUAAACGAUCCUAUCUUUAAACGUUUCCUUUCUUCAAAUGUUUCCUAUCUUUAAACGUUUCAAAUUCUGUUAAAUUUCAUUCAUUCGCUCUGCCACAUAAAUCUAUAAGUUAUUUCUCAAAGAGAAACCACAAUUAAAAAUUGCCAAUUUUCAGAAAAAAAGAAUAUCGUCUUCAUUGUGCUCAGUCAAAUUGUAUAUUAUAUAAGGCACCGUUUUGUACCCGGCAUGCCUCUAAUUAAAUGGUCAAGGUCACUUGAAAUUAGAUCUACAGAGAUAUUCAUAGAUAUUAAAAGUGUAAAAAGUGGUAAA
Messenger RNA from Eurytemora carolleeae, 1815 nucleotides. RefSeq lists its product as uncharacterized. The transcript has 5 exons. Bases 209 to 844 code for a protein of 211 amino acids. Gene Ontology annotation, molecular function: RNA polymerase II transcription regulatory region sequence-specific DNA binding; DNA-binding transcription factor activity, RNA polymerase II-specific; protein dimerization activity. The record is from RefSeq and is a predicted model, not a curated record. NCBI's taxonomy places the organism in Eukaryota, Metazoa, Arthropoda, Copepoda, Calanoida, Temoridae. Gene Ontology annotation, biological process: developmental process; regulation of transcription by RNA polymerase II.